Blumeria graminis f. sp. triticale is the source of this 393-nucleotide messenger RNA. Lineage: Eukaryota; Fungi; Ascomycota; Leotiomycetes; Helotiales; Erysiphaceae. The record is from the annotation of a GenBank genome assembly.
AUGAGAACCUUCAGUCUUCUGUCACUGGCGGCUAUUUUAAAUUAUCUAACGCUUCCAUCUGCCGUCGGAUAUUCGUCUGCCACUCUCGCUAACGCUUCAAGUUACAAGUGUCAGGACAGAGUCAUUGGUCCGAUUACCUUAAAUGAUCAGAUAGAAAAAUUAUAUGCACGUUCACAAAGCAAACUAAGUGGAGGAUUUACGGCAGAUCAAAUAUUUGCCCGAGAUUCUUUUCAUGUAGUCUUAUUGAGAGGAGGAGUAUACAUCCCUAUCAAAUUUGAUUUAGCAAUUAACCAUUUGAAGCAAAUUAUUUAUCUACAGUCUAUUGUGAUGGAACAAAAGUAUACUUGUUCUCCAACAACAGAGCCGCCUCAAUUAAACAUGAUUCUGGACUAG